Grammomys surdaster is the source of this 2525-nucleotide messenger RNA. RefSeq names its product visual system homeobox 1 (gene Vsx1). The record is from RefSeq and is a predicted model, not a curated record. Gene Ontology annotation, biological process: regulation of DNA-templated transcription. The transcript is spliced from 6 exons. Bases 181 to 1311 code for a protein of 376 amino acids. Gene Ontology annotation, molecular function: DNA-binding transcription factor activity, RNA polymerase II-specific; transcription cis-regulatory region binding. Gene Ontology annotation, cellular component: nucleus. Lineage: Eukaryota; Metazoa; Chordata; Mammalia; Rodentia; Muridae.
GCAGUGGCUUGCCACACUUGCAGUUGGCAACAGAGAGGGUCUGGAAAACCUCCCUGAAAAUAAUGAGAGGGAAAACUUUGAUUAGUUAAAUCCCAGAUAAUCCUGGAUGAUGAAGACAGAUCUGGACUCCUUAAUGGAUUUAGGGUCCCAAGGGGAGUGGCAGAGGCAGCAGAUCAGCCCAUGGUGAGAAGAAGCCAAGAGGAGUCCAUACCAGGCUGCGAAAGCACCAAGGUGACCAGAAAGGACUCAAUUCCCCACUCCUGGCCUGGAGGGCUGAGAAGCAUGACUGGACGGGAUGGACUUUUGGAUGGGCGCUCCAGGAGUAGAGCCCUGGUCCCAGGCUGUCCUUCCACAGGCCCUCGCCUUCGAAGCUUCGCCAUCAACGACCUGCUGGGAUUGGAGGCAGACCUGCCGACUCCGGCGGAGCCUGUGCUAAGAUCCAACUGCGAAGCUUCAGCGGAGGCAAUAGGGCGGGGGCCGGGACCAGGGCCGGGACUGUGCGGCUCCUGCCCUGCUCGCGGGGCUCUCCCGCUGGGCCUGAGCCUCCUCUGCGGCUUCGGGGCACAGCCCCCUUCCGCGGCCGCCGCUCGCGCGCGCUGCCUGCUCCUCGCCGAUCUGCGGCUUCUGCCCCCUGCAGGACCCGAGCCUGCUGUCGCCCAGACCCCAGUCCACCCACCGCCUGCGCUCGGCAGCCAGCAGCGCAGCGAGAGCAUCUCCACGUCUGAUGGGGACAGUCCAUCUGAAGAAAAGAGUGACCCAAAGAUGUCCCUUACUCUGGGCAAGAGGAAGAAGCGGAGACACAGGACAGUUUUCACUGCUCAUCAACUUGAAGAACUGGAGAAGGCGUUUGGCGAGGCCCACUACCCUGAUGUGUAUGCUCGGGAAAUGCUGGCUGCGAAAACAGAGCUCCCGGAAGACCGAAUACAGGUCUGGUUCCAGAACCGGAGGGCCAAGUGGCGUAAGCGAGAGAAGCGCUGGGGCGGCAGCAGUGUUAUGGCUGAGUAUGGGCUCUACGGAGCCAUGGUGCGUCACUGCAUUCCACUGCCGGACUCCGUGCUCAACUCUGCAGAUAGCCUGCAGGGCUCCUGUGCACCCUGGCUUCUGGGGAUGCAUAAAAAGUCUACAGGAAUGAGGAAACCAGAAAGUGAAGACAAAUUGGCAGGACUCUGGGAGUUUGACCAUCUCAAAAAAGGUGCUAAUAAGGAUCCGAAUGGACCUGAGAGGGGACCAGACAAAACAAGCCUGGACCCUGAGGGGAGCUUGGAAGAUAUGGCCAUUGACCUGUCCAGCUCUUCCAGGCCAGGGUCUUAGAAAAUGCCUCCAGGGUCCAGUACUCAGGGAUGUUCCCACGCCCCGGGGCUGCAGGUGCUCCAGCCCCGACAGGUGGGAGCCUCAUGAGACUGACAGAUUGCCCCCCCAAAAGCUGGAAAUAUGCAUACUUCUCACAAGUAUUUUUCAGGAGACAGGUCCAAGGCAAACACCUUCAGUUUGGUUUUCUUCCUGAAACGUCUGGAUAGAGGGCAACACUACAAUGUUGAAUAAAUAAUGACUUAGGGAAAGUUCCAUUUAAUUCUAGAGUAGAGAACAUUCACAUAACCUCCCAAGCCAGUCAAUUUGGUCUAAAAUUUUGUUUUUCCUUUGUAGAAUUUGAACAUGGAAGAUUUGAAGUUCAAAGAUAAUUUUAGAGCUAGGGUAUGGCGUAGCUCAGUUAACAGUACACACGAAGACCUGGAUUUAAUACACAUAAACCAGAUCGCACACACCUGUAAUCCCAGCACUCGGGGUGGAGACAAGAGAUCAAGACGUUCAAGAGCAUCCCAGUGAUGAUGAGAUUAUUACUACCCGGCAGUAUUUAAGAUGUGGUUCAAUCAUUAAGAAAGCUAGCCUGGAAGGGGUUACAUGUUUGAAUCCAAGAGGUUACUUAAAAUUAAAAGUCACUGAAAUGGAAAAAAAAAAAAAAGAAAAAGAAAAGAAAGCUAGCCUGACCUCCUCACUCUAAGUUAGAAUAUUUGGUUUGAUUUUGUUGAAACAGGGUCUUGCUGUGCAGACCCAGGCUAGCCUCAUUUUCAUAAUCUCCUGCCUCAGCCUCUCCAGUGCUGCAUUACAGGUGUGAAUGUAAUUGUUAUACAUUCCUAGGAGAAGCUUCUAAACAGACAAAUGAAUGAAUGAAUGAAUGAAUGAAUGAAUGCUAUAUUACCAUUCCUUGAGAUGGGUCUAGGACCAGUCUUUGUGGUAGGUGGUAAUUUUGUGUUCUCAGUUACUUGAUAGGCCUUGAAUACUCAAUGUAUAAAUAGCAAAGAAAGCCAUAUGCCCCUCCUCCUUUGAAAUCACCUGGAGCCAUGUUUAAGCAAUUGUUAAUAUCUGGAGACUGUCUGAAGGUCAGACCCAACUUCUUGGUCUUUUUGAGUUUAUGUUUGAAAGCACUUUAGUGACUUGGAUUCACGAAUGUUUUCUUUCCUGUAUUUCCUUUGCCAUUUUUUUAUUAUUUAAAAAUAAAUGUAUGGUGUGUCUGACACUCAAAGCUA